This is a messenger RNA of Ornithodoros turicata, 3366 nucleotides long. RefSeq lists its product as uncharacterized. The transcript has a single exon. Bases 1 to 3366 code for a protein of 1121 amino acids. Gene Ontology annotation, molecular function: nucleic acid binding. The record is from RefSeq and is a predicted model, not a curated record. Gene Ontology annotation, biological process: DNA integration. NCBI's taxonomy places the organism in Eukaryota, Metazoa, Arthropoda, Arachnida, Ixodida, Argasidae.
AUGUCUUACGACGGUUGUAGACUACGACAUCGUAGCGAAUCUUACGAACUUGUUUGUGAAUCCGACCCCAGGGGUCGGAUUCACAAACAAGUUCGUAAGAAGCGACCGUGUACGGUGUUGAGAGAUAGUGGAGCUAGUUUGGACCUAGUUCAUCCAUCAUUUGUAUCGUCGGAAAACUACCUGAGUAAAUGUGUGUGGAUCCGACAAGUGAUGGAAGAACAGACAGUGUGUUUACCCGUAGCUGAGGUAAUGCUAGAGGGUCCUUUCGGAGAACUGCGAACCGAAGCUGCCGUAAGCGACAAGUUACCUAAAAAGUACUUGUAUCUACUUUCAAAUCGAACGGCUCACCUAAUGCGCAAAGCGGGCAUGAAUCUAGAACCAGAGACGAUCUGCGCAUUGACAAGGGCGAAGGGGCGAGAGCUUAGGGAAUUGAAAGCUGCGGAAGAGGCUGAGGAGCAGAAGGGUAUGAAUGACCAAGGAGAUAGGGGCCAUCAUGUAAAGACGCCGACAGUCAGAGAUCAUCAGAGCGCAGACGAUCAGGAAGACAUAGGUUCUAGCAGAGGCGAAUUUUUGGCACCAACGAGUAAAGCUUUAACUAACCUGAUCCACGUAGACAGAGAUACGCUUAUCAAACUCCAGGGUGACGACGCGUCUCUAGCGAUACUAAGCCAUAAUGAUCAGGUGGGGGCUGCGAAGAAGAAUGUCAGGAUCUUUAAGAAAAGCGAUGUUUUGUACCGGCACUAUGAGGAUCGAAAAGGACGAGUGGUAGACCAGCUGAUCGUACCAAAGAGCUUGCGCAAUGUAGUUUUACGGCUUUGUCACGACAACUCUUGGGCGGGACACUUAGGCUUGCGUAAAACAAAACAACGGCUACUUCAAGAAUGGUACUGGCCUGGGUGUUUUAGAGACGUAGAGAACUAUGUUAGGGCAUGCGACACAUGUCAAAGGGUGGGGAAACCCAACGAGCGGUGCAAGGCGCCUCUAACUCUCGUUCCGAUCAUCAGCGAGCCGUUUCAGAGAUUGGUCAUAGACGUAGUCGGGCCACUUCCCGCGUCGAAAUUCGGUAGCAGGUAUGUGCUUACCAUGAUCUGUCCGGCUACCAAAUUCCCCGAAGCGGUACCCCUCAAAGAGCAAUCUUCGACGGAAAUCGUAGACGGUCUUUUGUCUGUAUUUGCCCGGGUAGGGUUCCCAAAGGAGAUCCAAUGUGACAAUGGAUCCGUUUUUACGAGCGCACUGACCACGACAUUUCUAGAGAAAUGUGGAAUCCGUGUAAUUCAUAGCUCCCUACACCAUCCACAAAGUAACUCAGUGGAGAAAUGGCACUCUGUGCUGAAGCGCGUACUGAGGGCUUUGACUUACGAAUGCAAGACAGACUGGGAGGCAGGUCUUCCGGGGGCAAUGUUUGCACUGAGAUCCGUGCCUCAUGAAGCCACUGGGUUCAGCCCAGCUGAACUAGUGUAUGGGCGUGCGCUUCGCUCCCCUAUGCGCCUCAUAAGGGAAAAGUGGGAGGACGAGCAGAGCGACACAACGGUUCUAGAGUACGUUCUGAGCCUACUCGAAAGACUUCGGAAUUCGCGUGAAAUAGCGGAGAGUAACAUGCGAGAAGCGCAACAGCGGGCGAAAACCUACUACGAUCGCAACGCGCGCCCUAGGGUUUAUAAGGAAGGUGACAAGGUGUUGGUGUUACGGCCUACAAGGGCCAACAAGCUAGAGGUGCAUUGGGACGGUCCGUUUAAAGUAAUUAGGAAACUUUCGGACACUACCUACAUGAUCGAGUUCAAGGGAAGGAAAAAGGAAGUACGGACUUACCACACGAACCUAAUGAAACCUUAUUUGAGUUCGACACACGUGGUAAGCGUAGCUUUAAACGUUCCCGAAGAGCAGCCCUCGGACCUAGUAGAAUGGGGUGACGUUAAGGAAAGUUGUGCCAACGUAGACGAGAUCGUUCAGACGGUACUAAGUAACGCUAAGCUUUCCGAGCAGGAGAAUGAGGACGUCAAGCUACUGGUACAGGAUUUUAAAGAUCUCUUCUCAGAUUACCCAGGCAGAACUGCCCUUGCAACUCAUGAUAUAGAGUUGACCAGUGAAUCCCCUGUACGUUCACGUCCUUACCGCAUUUCCCCGCGUCAGGAGGAAAUAAUGAGAAAAGAGAUCAAACGCAUGCUUGAUUUGGGAGUAAUUGAAGAAGGGGAAAGCGAGUAUGCGUCACCUAUGAUCAUUGUUGAAGUGGCGGGCAAAGAGCCUAGGCCCUGUAUCGAUUAUAGGAAGUUGAACGCUGUAACAAAGACGCAAGCGUACCCGAUACCGAAUGUAGAGGAGAGAGUGGAAAGGGUCAGUCGGGCUAGGUUUAUCACCACGCUAGACUUAGUCAGAGGCUAUUGGCAAGUGCCAAUGAGCGAGCGAGCGCAACAAUUUGCCGCCUUUACGACACCCUUCGGUUCAUACAGGCCGUUAAUGCUCAGCUUUGGCCUUAAGAACGCACCUUUUUGUUUUUCAAAACUUAUGAGUCAAGUACUGCGAGGGGCGGAAGGAUAUGCCGUACCCUAUUUAGACGAUAUCGCCAUCUUUUCGGACUCGUGGCAAGACCACCUAGAGCAUCUUCGCGAUGUUUUCAACCGUCUACAGACUGCUGGUCUAACACUGAAAGCGAGUAAAUGCCACCUGGCUCAAGCAGAAGUGUUGUACCUUGGACAUCGCGUUGGCCAGGGAAAGAGGACGCCAGCCGAAAUGAAAAUAGCAGCGAUAGCAGACUUUCCCAGACCGCAGAGCAAAUCAGAGGUCAGGGCCUUCCUGGGUCUGACUGGUUACUACAGGAGCUAUAUUCGGCAAUACUCCGAGAUAGCAAGUCCCCUGACUGAUUCGCUUCGCAAACAAGCACCGAAUAAAGUAAACUGGAAUGACGAGAAGGAGAGCGCAUUUCAAAGACUGCAAGCCGCUCUGACCAAGCCUCCGGUCCUUAGAUCUCCAGAUUUUACCAAGCCAUUUAUAGUACAAUGUGAUGCAAGUAAUCGUGGAAUGGGAGUUAUUCUCAGUCAAAAGGACAACGACGAUCAGGAGCACCCAAUACUGUAUGCAAGCAGGAAGCUCUCUAUCAGAGAAGAGGCUUACAGUGCAACAGAAAAGGAGUGUGCGUGUCUAGUUUGGGCCACUCAGAAGCUUUCGUGCUACCUGUACGGGACCGAGUUUGUUUUCGAGACAGACCACUGCCCACUAACGUGGUUGAACCAAAUGUCGAGCAAGAACUCACGGCUACUCAGGUGGAGCCUUGCUUUACAACAGUACAAUUUCAAUGUUCGGUAUUUGGAACGUGGAAAGGAGUUCAAAACAAUGGUUCAAAACAAAACUCGAAGGAGGGGUGCUCAAUGA